UUGGCUGGACUUUUUGUAGAAGCAUUUAUGCGACAAGUGGUCACUGCAGUAUAUCUGUGUCUCUCUUGUUUGCAGAAGCCAGAAGUGGCAACGACGGUUGUGAAUUUGUCAGGUUGAAAAGUAGAGUGUUCGCAGCAGAUCACCAAGCUCCAGAGUCAUAUCAUUGCUCCUUGCUUCUAGUUUGACGAUGGCACAGCUAGUGGAGAGUCUCGGUCCUGUAUCGCAGAGGAAGAAGACGGCGGUGAGAAACGAGGCAUUCGCGAUCGAGGACGACUUUCUGGACGACCUAGAUGCUCCGCCGAGGCCCCCGCCACCUUCAGAUAGCAAGCCUGGCCGUCCUCCGCCCCCUGGUGGUGAUGACUUCCCUGCCCCGCCGCCUGGCGACGAGGCUGAAACCGAAGUGGAUAACCUAACCAAAAUUCUGGUCAAGAACAUGGAGCAUGCUGGAGAGGAAGGAUUCUUUGGGUUCUGCAACAUUUGUGAGCAGAAGGUUAUUGGAAGUGAGAAUGGCGUUCAGGCAAUGGGAAAGAUCUACCACACAAACUGCUUUGUCUGCGGGAACUGCACAAGCGAACUACGAGGCAAGCCCUUCUUCACCGUGGAGACAGGCAUCCUGUGUGAUUCGUGUUAUCAUGGAACGUUAGAAAGAUGUGCCGUCUGUAAGGAUUACAUCAAGGACCGGAUCCUACGGGCUAUGGACAUGCCGUUCCAUCCGGACUGCUUCAAGUGCCACGACUGCCCGAAAAUGCUCGACGGUAUUCCGUUCACAACGGAUGCCGAUAGCCAAGUUUACUGCCUCGACUGCUACCACCGGAAAUUCGCCCCACGCUGUGCAAGUUGUCAGGAGCCUAUAGUCCCCGAAGAGGGCAAGGAGGAAACGCUCCGGGUAAUCUCUAUGGACAAGAGUUUCCACGUUGGUUGCUUCAACUGUCAGGAUUGUGGCAAGAAUCUGUCGGCAGGCGAGAAUGGCCAGGGCUGCUACCCGUACGAGGGGGCGCUCUUGUGCCGCGACUGCAAUAUCAAGCGUGUCCAAGCCGGAGGCGGAAAGUGAUGGCCACCACCAGGGGCCGUGGAGAUACUGCGUGUUCAAUGCAUGAACUGUCCGUACAUAUACGCCACACUUGCAGAUGGCAAUAACUACUGGAACUUUGACAUUGAAUUGCAUGUAUAUGCAUGCAUUGUUUGCUUCACUAAUUUAGCGAUCUGCAACUGGACAUUAGGUCUAUUUUUUCCUGGAAUAUACGGUAAUACAGAGCAUGGUCCAAACCGAUUUUCUUUUAUCACUGUUACACAUUAUAUUAGGUAAGAAAAAAUGCUUAUACGAGUAUGUUAUGUUCUAGAGCGUAGAUUUCGCAAUUAAAAUUUGAAAGUCUAUUGAGCACUCCCA
This is a messenger RNA of Sycon ciliatum, 1387 nucleotides long. Its product is annotated as thyroid receptor-interacting protein 6-like. The transcript is spliced from 8 exons. The coding region runs from base 188 to 1051 and encodes 287 amino acids. Lineage: Eukaryota; Metazoa; Porifera; Calcarea; Leucosolenida; Sycettidae. The record is from RefSeq and is a predicted model, not a curated record.